Messenger RNA from Trematosphaeria pertusa, 2332 nucleotides. Its product is annotated as MFS general substrate transporter. The record is from RefSeq and is a predicted model, not a curated record. Lineage: Eukaryota; Fungi; Ascomycota; Dothideomycetes; Pleosporales; Trematosphaeriaceae. Bases 370 to 2136 code for a protein of 588 amino acids. The transcript is spliced from 6 exons. Gene Ontology annotation, molecular function: transmembrane transporter activity. Gene Ontology annotation, biological process: transmembrane transport.
GUUCGUUUCUCGAGCAAUCUGGCUAUCUCCCCGCAAAUCUGCUUCGCGAUAUGAGGUCUAGCACAUGGAUCAACAUGCUUGCCUCCAUCCUGCUACCGAAAUAGCGAGCAUAGUGCUUCGAUUAUGCAGCUCUUACAGGGGUCGGAACGGGCAUCACUGCCUUGGCGCGACUCAAGCUCAUGUCGCCAGCUCUAGCGAUGUUUCGACGGUGGAGAUAAGCAACUACCAAGGCGAGCGGGUCCGUCGGAAUGGAUAUUGGCUUAUAUUGUGACACUUGCCUGCAUGUUCCCACGUCUUUCCAGAUCUUCGGAUUCGACACGAGUCCAUCUGUUGUACAUUGUGCAUUGAGAUUGUUCCCCAGGCCAAGCCAUGGUUACUACAGCAGAGAAGAGAGACAUUGAGCAAAUCGAGGUCAUGGAGAACGCUGCCGCUUCACAGGCUUCUGAUCACAGUGUCGAAAAGGGUUUGGACCACACGGAGGACGUCAUCCCCAACGAGGCGAAGGACGAGGAUAUCGUUACAUUGAAGACCUGGGCCGUCAUUAUUAUCCUGUCCGCUUCAUACGGUCUCAGCUUUUGGGUUGUUACUACACUCGGUGCCAUUCAAACGCAAGUCGCCACACAGCUCGGAAACCCCACGAACGCCGGGUGGUGGACUACAGUCUACACUAUGUGCACGGCGAUUUCUUUCAUGAUCUUCGGCGGUAACUCUGAUCUCUUCGGUCGCCGCUGGUUCGUCAUCAGUGGAAACAUCUUCGUUUUCGCUGGCUAUAUCGCUAUUGGAGCUGCAAAGAACACAGAGAGCAUCAUCGGGGGAAAUACUGCAAUUGGUGUUGGCGCCGGUCUUUGUCAGCUCAGUGCUUUCGGUAUCCCGGAGCUUCUGCCAAAUAGGCUGCGACAUAUUGGCGUACUUAUUGCUGAUGCCAGCACUUGGAUUGCGGUACUGUUCGGCCCCAUUGUCGCACGGUACGCUAUCCGACACGGAGAGUCGUGGAGAUGGCUCUUUUACGCUCCUGCCAUUGCGACAGCGAUUGUAUUCGGUCUCCUGAUCUGGCUUUACAAGCCACCCAAACACCCUCGAGGUAUUCCGUGGGGCCAGGCGCUUCGUGAACUGGACUAUCUUGGAGCUCUACUAUUCAUUGCUGGCGCCGUUUGUGUCUUCACUGGCGUCAUCUACACCACCAUCAUCCCGUCCUCUGAUCCGAAAGUCGUCGCCCUUCUUGUGGUGGGCUUCGCCGUCAUCGGAGUGUUCGCGUGCUGGGAGCGGUUUGGGAAUCUCAAGCAGGCCAUGUGCCCGCCCGAGAUUUUUGCCAAGGACAAGGGGCGAGAAUUUACCUUCCCCUUCAUCGCCGGCGUAAUCGUAAACAUGUUCUUCUACUCCGUCAACAUCGUCUACCCCACCAUGAUAAACGUGCUCUGGACCUCCCCCACCACGCCCCUCAGCACCUCGCUCGAAUACACGCUCCCGCAAAACCUCGGCCUCAUCUUCGGCUCCAUGCUCCUCUGGUUCUUCGGCAUCAGAAUCGGCCACUGGAAGUGGCAGUUCAUUAUCGUCUUCGCCGUCAUGACGCUCUUCGGCUCGCUCAUGGCGCUCGGCAAACCGGACAAUAUGGCAAUGGUCAUGGUGUUUUGCUUUAUCUGUGAAGGCGCGUAUGGCUGGGCCCAAACGCUGAGUAUUACCUGGAUCCAGAUGGGCGUGCCGCAGACGCAGUUGGGGAUCAGUGGGGCGCUGGCAGGGGUUGCAAGGUGGACCGGGGGCGCGCUCUCAUCGUCCAUCUACCUAGCGAUUCUUUCGAAUGUGCAGGCGGAACAGGUGGGGAAGCUUGUCACGAGUGCGGUUGCGGCGGCUGGGGGCUCGCAGGAUACGGCUACAGCAUUGCUAGCUGCGCUGCCACUUGGGGCCGAGGCCAUUGCAAAGGUUCCUGGCACGACGGAGGCGAUGGUCGCUGCGGCCGGGGCCGCGUUUAUUCAGAGCUACGUUGUGGCGCUGAGGACGGUGUGUCUGACGAGCAUUGCGUUUGGGGUUAUUGGUACGGUGUGUUGCUGUUUGAGCAAUGAUAUUGGGCCCAAGAUGAACGAUAAGAUUGAGGUGUUUUUGGAGAACGAUGUGCAGGCGGAGAAGAAUAGGUUCCAUUAGUGGGAUGAUGGGUAUAGAUGCAGAAGUCUGGUCGUCGUCCUUGGUAGUCUAGCAGCGAGACGUUUCUGGGGAUAGAGUGAUAGUGUAGUUGAGAUAGGAGAUCUUCUGUAUGGUGGACAUCUGCACUGCAGUUCCUUGCUUUUGCAGGACUGCCACGUAAGAGAGCCCGCGGACAGACGCAAGUCGAACAAGAAUG